CCCGGUUCGGGCAGCGGGUGGAAGCUGUCGGAGGAGGCGGUGUGCCGGGAGGACGUGGUGCGGCUCUGCUCCAAGCACAGCUGGGCCAACAACCUCGCCGUGCUCGAGUGUCUGCAGGACGUCCGCGAGCCAGAUAAUGAAAUCUCUUCAGACUGCAAUCAUCUCUUGUGGAACUACAAGCUGAACCUGACUACAGAUCCAAAGUUUGAAUCCGUGGCCAGAGAAGUCUGCAAGUCCACUAUUGCUGAGAUAAAGGAGUGUGCAGAUGAACCAGUUGGUAAAGGGUUCUUGGUGUCAUGUUUGGUGGAUCAUAGAGGCAACAUCACUGAGUACCAGUGCCAUCAGUACAUCACUAAAAUGACAGCCAUUAUCUUCAGUGAUUAUCGGUUGAUCUGUGGCUUCAUGGAUGACUGCAAAGCUGACAUCAAUCUUCUCAAAUGUGGCAGCAUUCGACCUGGAGAAAAGGAUGCUCACUCACAAGGAGAGGUGGUGGCAUGCCUGGAAAAAGGCCUGGUAAAAGAAGCAGAGGAGACUGAUCCUCGAAUCCAGGUUUCUGAUGAGUGUAAGAAAGCAAUUCUUCGUGUAGCUGAACUCUCUUCCGACGACUUCCACCUGGACCGGCACCUCUACUUCGCAUGCCGAGAUGACAGAGAGCGAUUCUGUGAAAAUACUCAGGCUGGGGAAGGUCGAGUAUACAAGUGCCUCUUUAAUCACAAGUUUGAAGAAUCAAUGAGUGAAAAGUGCCGUGAUGCGCUCACCACCCGCCAGAAGCUCAUUGCCCAAGACUACAAAGUCAGUUACUCGCUGGCCAAGUCCUGUAAAAGUGACCUGAAGAAGUACCGCUGCAACGUGGAGAACCUGCCCCGCUCUCGGGAAGCCCGGCUCUCCUAUCUGCUGAUGUGCUUAGAGUCAGCUGUGCACAGAGGUCGACAGGUGAGCAGCGAGUGCCAGGGUGAGAUGCUGGAUUACCGGCGCAUGCUGAUGGAAGACUUCUCUCUGAGCCCCGAGAUCAUCCUGAGCUGCCGAGGGGAGAUCGAGCACCACUGCUCCGGCCUCCAUCGCAAGGGCCGCACGCUGCACUGCCUGAUGAAGGUCGUCCGCGGCGAGAAGGGCAACGUCGGGCCCAACUGUCAGCAGGCACUUCAAACCCUGAUUCAGGAGACAGACCCCGGUGCCGAUUAUCGCAUUGACCGCGCGCUGAACGAGGCCUGCGAGUCGGUGAUACAGACAGCCUGCAAGCACAUACGCUCUGGAGACCCCAUGAUUCUGUCUUGCCUGAUGGAGCACUUGUAUACUGAGAAAAUGGUAGAAGACUGUGAGCAUAGGCUCCUGGAGCUCCAGUAUUUUAUAUCUCGUGACUGGAAAUUGGACACAGUCCUUUACCGCAAGUGUCAGGGAGAUGCCUCUCGCCUCUGCCAUACCCAUGGCUGGAAUGAGACCAGUGAGCUGAUGCCUCCAGGGGCUGUUUUCUCCUGCUUGUACAGGCAUGCAUAUCGCACAGAGGAGCAAGGAAGGAGGCUAUCACGAGAGUGUAGAGCAGAGGUCCAGAGAAUCCUCCAUCAGCGAGCCAUGGAUGUGAAGCUGGACCCAGUCCUCCAGGACAAGUGCAUGAUUGACUUGGGGAAGUGGUGCAGUGAAAAAACAGAGACAGGGCAGGAGCUGGAAUGCCUUCAGGACCAUCUUGAUGACUUGGUGUCUGAUUGCAGAGACAUAGUGGGAAACCUCACUGAGCUGGAGUCUGAGGACAUUCAAAUUGAAGCCUUGCUGAUGAGAGCAUGUGAGCCCAUUAUUCAGACAUUCUGUCAUGAGGUUGCAGAUAACCAGAUUGAUUCUGGGGACCUGAUGGAGUGUCUAAUACAGAACAAACACCAGAAGGAAAUGAAUGAAAAAUGUGCAAUUGGUGUUACUCAUUUCCAGCUGGUUCAAAUGAAAGAUUUUAGGUUCUCAUACAAGUUUAAAAUGGCUUGCAAGGAGGAUGUGCUGAAACUGUGCCCCAACAUCAAAAAAAAGGUGGAUGUAGUGAUCUGUCUGAGCACAACUGUGCGCAAUGAUACUUUGCAGGAUGCCAAGGAGCACAGGGUCUCUCUAAAGUGCCGCAAACAGCUGCGUGUUGAGGAGCUAGAGAUGACUGAGGAUAUCAGACUUGAACCAGAACUGUAUGAGGCUUGUAAAAGUGACAUCAAGAAUUACUGCCAGAACGUGCCCUAUGGCAAUGCUCAGAUUAUUGAGUGCCUGAAAGAAAUCAAGAAGCAAUUGAGUACACGGUGCCACCAGAAGGUGUUUAAACUGCAGGAGACAGAGAUGAUGGACCCAGAACUGGACUACACACUCAUGAGAGUCUGCAAGCAGAUGAUCAAGCGGUUUUGUCCAGAGGCGGAUUCAAAAAACAUGUUGCAGUGUUUGAAACAAAACAAGAACAGUGAAGUGAUGGAUCCCAAAUGCAAGCAGAUGAUUACCAAGCGCCAGAUUACACAGAACACAGAUUACCGCUUAAACCCCGUGCUCCGGAAGGCAUGCAAAGCAGACAUACCAAAAUUCUGCCAAAAUAUCCUGAAUAGGGCCAAGGAUGAUACAGAGUUGGAAGGACAAGUCAUCUCAUGCCUGAAGUUGAAAUAUGCAGACCAGCGUCUCUCUCCAGACUGUGAGGACCAGAUUCGAGUGAUAAUCCAGGAAUCAGCCCUUGAUUAUCGGCUGGAUCCCCAGCUUCAGAUGCACUGUUCUGAUGAGAUUUCCAGCUUAUGUGCAGAAGAAGCAGCAGCUCAGGAGCAGACUGGACAGGUGGAAGAAUGUCUGAAAGUCAAUCUUCUGAAAAUAAAAACUGAGAUGUGCAAGAAGGAAGUGCUCAACAUGCUGAAGGAAAGCAAAGCAGAUAUAUUUGUUGACCCAGUGCUCCACACGGCCUGUGCCCUGGACAUCAAACACCACUGUGCUGCCAUUCCACCAGGGAGAGGACGCCAAAUGUCAUGCUUAAUGGAAGCUCUGGAAGAUAAGCGUGUGAGGUUGCAGCCUGAAUGCAAGAAACGCCUUAAUGAUCGUAUUGAAAUGUGGAGCUAUGCUGCAAAGGUUGCCCCAGCAGAAGGCUUUUCUGACCUUGCCAUGCAAGUUAUGACCUCUCCAUCCAAGAACUACAUCCUGUCUGUGAUCACGGUUGGCAUCUGUGUACUCUUUCUCAUCGGCCUGAUGUGUGGACGCAUCACCAAGCGGGUGACAAGAGAGCUCAAGGACAGGUAGAGCCUGGAUUGCCUGCUGAAGAAAUGCCUGCCCAGUGCCCAGUUUUGUACAGCCCUCCUCUGUAUAGUCUACCCGCCCCCUCUUGUGAGAGGAGAAUUAAAAAAAAAAAAAAA
Molecule: messenger RNA, 3344 nt
Organism: Ficedula albicollis (Collared flycatcher)
Lineage: Eukaryota; Metazoa; Chordata; Aves; Passeriformes; Muscicapidae
Gene: GLG1
Product: golgi glycoprotein 1
Exons: 26
Cellular component (GO): Golgi membrane
Molecular function (GO): fibroblast growth factor binding
Source: RefSeq, a predicted model, not a curated record